UUUCUGUAUGUAGCAGUAAUAUUGUACAUUUAUGGAGCGCUUUUACAGUAAUCCUUUUAUGUAUUUAAAAAUUUGUUGUAUCUGAAAGGCAGAGAGAGACAGCCGAGGACAGAUGAUCUUCCAUCUCCUAGUUCACUUCCCAGAUGCCUGCAACAGCCAGGGCUGAAACAGAUGCCAGCCAGAGCCCGCCCACAUUUGGGUUCCUGUUGGACAUUGAUGGAGUGCUGGUGCGAGGCCACCGUGUGAUCCCUGCUGCUCUGGAAGCCUUCCACACGCUCUGCAGCCCGCAGGGACAGUUGCGAGUGCCUGUGGUUUUUGUCACAAACGCUGGGAACAUCCUGCAACAUGGCAAAGCCCAGGAGCUGUCAGCCCUGCUGGGAUGCAAGGUGGAUCCAGACCAAGUCAUUCUCUCCCACAGCCCCAUGAAGCUCUUCACCCAGUACCACGACAAGCGGAUGCUGGUGUCUGGGCAGGGACCACUGGUGGAAAAUGCCCGAGCACUGGGCUUCCGGAACGUGGUCACUGUAGAUGAGCUGCGGAUGGCCUUCCCCGUACUUGACAUGGUGGACCUUGAGCGGCGGCCGAAGACCACGCCCCUGCUGAGGAAUGACUUCCCAGCCAUUGAAGGGGUGCUUCUCCUUGGGGAGCCAGUGCGCUGGGAGACGAGCCUGCAGCUGAUCAUGGAUGUCCUCCUCAGCAACGGGAACCCCGGGACUGGCCUGGCCACGGCCCCCUACCCCCACCUCCCCGUCCUGGCCAGCAACAUGGACCUCCUCUGGAUGGCGGAAGCCAGGAUGCCUAGGUUUGGCCACGGCACCUUCCUGCUGUGCCUGGAAGCCAUUUACCAGAAGGUGACUGGCAGAGAGCUGAGAUACGAGGGCCUGAUGGGCAAACCCAGCAUCCUCACCUACCAGUACGCGGAGGAGCUGAUCAGGCAGCAGGCGGUGCGGCGGGGCUGGGCUGCCCCCAUCCGGAAGCUCUAUGCUGUAGGUGACAACCCUAUGUCUGAUGUCUACGGUGCCAACCUGUUUCACCAGUACCUGCAGAGAGCGAAGCGUGGUGGGGCAGAGGCGCAAGGGGCCGGCGGCCUGCGGAAGCAGCAGCCCUCAGCCACCCAGAGCUGCACCUCCAUCCUAGUGUGCACCGGCGUGUACAGUCCCGGGGACGCAGCAUCCACAGGGCCGGGCCCGGGAGGCGGCGAGCCCCCUUUCCACGGGCACCGUGACUUCGGCUUCAGUCCCAGCCUGAUGGAGGCCUCCCAUACUGUGAAGGAUGUGAACGAGGCUGUGCAGCUCGUCCUGCGCGAGGAGGGCUGGGCUGUGUAGUGAGGGCGGCAUGUUGGGCGUGGGGGCUGCAGGUGGGUCCUGACUCCUGGGCGUCUGAUCCGGCCUGCUUCCUGCCCUCUGUCCCCAAGCGAGGUCUCAGUGGGCACUUGAAGACAAUGGCUUUCUCCUGCUGGGCGGCAGCCACAGAAAUGAACCCGGGGCCUCUCGCGUGGCCCCUCGGGCCUUUCUGGGCGUGUGGCCCCGCAGGCUGACCUCAGGCCAGUCCGUGGAUGUCGGUGCCUCGGUUGCCUCCUUUCAGUAGGGGCUUUUGAAGAAAGGGAGGCCGUGUGGGGUGGCGUGGACGGCUCUGUAGCGCCUCUGCCCUCCUUGACAGCCGCCACGCGGCAGCACGGUGUGCCGCUCGGCCUCACGCCGCUCUCCACUCUGUCAGUUCAGUGCCACGGACUCUGAGCUGACUUUUAAAUUAAAACAAUCACAGUGAGUAUUCAGUGUGCUGUGUCUUGGGAAGCUGGCUGGACUGAGGGCCCCGUGCGGAACAGGUCCUCGUCUGUGCUGCUGUGACAGAACGCCUGUUGCAGAGAAGCAGUGCAUUACAGUCCUGCACGCGGGGAAUCCUGAGCGCCCGGCAUCUGUGAGGGCCUCUGGAGUCAGCAAUGAGAGGGCCCACCUCGCUUCUCCAGCGACCCCGCUGUGCAGUCCUGCGGUGGGCAGCAGCGCCUCCUGUGCGCAGACCGAAGCUGGGAGCGCUGCUUCCCCACGGCAGCUCUGCCUUCACCACGCACCCAGCUGAAGGCACUUCCCGACCUGCCGCGUCCCCUUCUGUCUCACACCUGGAUCACACUUUAGCCUCCUGGCUCACUCCCACUAGUCUCCGCACCCUCCCAUAAAAUCACCCAGAUUAUGAAUUUGAUCAGUUCUCUGCUCAAACCCCCUCCAUGAUUUCCCAUCUCAUCAGAGUAGAAGCGCACCACAGCGCCUUGCUGCAGCACGAUGCCUCCACCCCCUGCACGGCUGCCUCCUCGGACCCCCACCUGCUGUUCCCCUGUCAGCUGUCGCCCUCUCCUGCUGCACUGGCUCCCUUGCAGCUCUGCCACGCACACUCUUGCCCCACAGCCUCAGCUGGCAGUUCCUGCUUUCUGCCAGGAUCCACACGGCGUAAUCCAUCUCCUUUAUUUUUUCAUCCUACUUUUACUUUUUUUUUUUUUUUUUUUUUUUUAUCAAAAAGCAGAGAAAGAGAUAGAGGCAGACAGGCCAGGCUGAAGCCCGGAGCCAGGAACUCUGUCCAGGUCUUGGGCAGGAGGGACCCAAGCCUUUGUGCCAUCACCUGGCUGCCUCGUGGGGUGCACAUUAGGAAGCUGGAAUCAGAAGUGGAGCCAGGACUCAACCCAGACACUUUAAUACAGAAUGCAGGUGUCCUGAGGGGCAUCUUAACUGCUGCACCGCACACCCACUCCCCUCAUCAUUUUUUUUAAUAAAGAUUUAUUUAUUGGGGCCAGCACUGUGAUACAGCGGGUUAAGCUGCCACCUGCAGUGCUGGCAUCGCAUAUGGGCAUCAGUUUGAGCCCCAGCUGUUCCACUUCCUAUCCAGCUCCCGGCUAAUGCACCUGGGAAAUCAGCAGAGGAUGGCUCAAGUCCUUGGGCCCCUGCACCCGUAUGGGAGACUCAGAAGAAGCUCCUGGCUCCUGGCUUUAGAUUGGCCCAGCCCCAGCUAUUGCAGCCAUUUGGAGAAUGACCCAGCAGAUGGAAAAUCUGUCUUCUUCUCUAACUCUGCCUUUCAAAUUUUUUUUUAACACAUUUAUUUAUUUUAAAGUUAGAGUUACCCAGAGAAAGGAAGAGAGGCACACAGAACGAGAGAGAGCUAGCUUCCAUCCACUGGUUCACUCCCCAAAUAACCACUAGGGCUGGGCCAGGCCAAAGCCAGGAGUCAAAAGCUUCUUCCAGAACUCCCAUGUGGGUGUUGGGUCCCAAGCACUUGGACCAUUGCUUUCCCAGGUGCAUUCGCAGGGAGCUGGAUUGGAAGAGGAACAUCUGAGUUUUGAACCCAAAUGGGAUGCUGGCAUCUCAGGCAGCAAUAAAGAUUUUAUUUAAAAGGCAGAGUUGCAGAGAAGAGAGACAGAUCUUCCAUCUGUUGGUUCAUUACCCACUUGGCUGCAAUGGCCAGGGCUUUGUGAGGCCAAAGGGAGGAGCUAGAAACUCCAUCUAGGUCUUGCACAUGGGUGCAGGGGCCCACGCACUUGGACUAUCUGUUGCUGCUUUCCCAGGAGCAUUAGCAGGGAGCUGUAUUGGAAGUGGAGUGGUCAGGACUUGAGCCCGGUACCCAUAUGGGAUACUGACAUUACAGCUUAACCUGCUAUACUACAAUGCCACCUCACCCCAGUACUUAAAAGGUCUGGUAGAUUUGUCACCUCAGGGACUUUCUCGAUGUCUGUAAGACCUUGGGGCAGGGUUAAGUUCCAGUUCCACUUCCCAUCCAGAUUCCUGCUAGUGCACAUCCUGGGAAGACAUCAGAGGAUGGCUCAGGUACUUGGGUCCCUGUCACCCACAUUGGAGGCCUAGGUUGAGUUUCAGGCUGCUGGCUUCAGUCUUGCAAUGCCCUGGGGGAUUUGGGAAGUGAGCCAGUGAAUGGAAGAUCUCUGCCUUUCAAGUAAAAGAAUUUUUAAAGAAUAACACUCUUUAUUCCCCUUACCUGCUUAAUUUUUCAUUGUACUCAUCAUCCCUUGACACAUGUAUAGUGUAUUUGCUAAUUUUUCAAAGAUUGGAAAUGCAGGCAGAGACAGAGGAAGAGAGCUUCCACCUGCUGAUUCACUUUGCAAAUGCCUACAACAGCCAGGAUCCAGGAACUCCGUUCAGGUCCUCCACCUGGGCGGCGGGAGCCCAAGUACUUGGGCCAUCCUCUGCUGCCUCACAGUGUGUCAGCAGGAAGCUGGGUAGCGUGGAUCAGCAGGGACUGAAACCAGGCACAUCCCAAGUGCUGGCGUAAUUUACUGUGCCACAACAUCUACCCCUGUGUUUGUUUACUCUAUGUCUUCUUCUAAAAUAAAAGCUCCAUGGACUUUGUA
This is a messenger RNA of Oryctolagus cuniculus (rabbit), 4345 nucleotides long. The record is from RefSeq and is a predicted model, not a curated record. Lineage: Eukaryota; Metazoa; Chordata; Mammalia; Lagomorpha; Leporidae.